Molecule: messenger RNA, 1194 nt
Organism: Microplitis demolitor
Lineage: Eukaryota; Metazoa; Arthropoda; Insecta; Hymenoptera; Braconidae
Exons: 2
Coding region: 1-1194 (397 amino acids)
Source: RefSeq, a predicted model, not a curated record
AUGAACAACGAAGGAAACGACGAGUUUCAAGACGCCAAGCCAAUAAUCGUCAGUUUAAUGAAAGCGCCACCAUUUUGUCCACAACGAGUGGCAUUGUGGUUUGCAAAACUCGAGGCACAGUUUGCAAUUCAUGGCAUCGUGGUGGAAAAAGACAAGUUUAACCACGCGAUUUCACUAAUCGACACUCGCUAUGCUGCUGAGGUAGAAAGCCUUAUCAUUAACCCUCCUGCGAACACUCCGUACUCGGAUCUAAAAAACGUUCUGACUGCCUGCUUCUCUAAAUCCGAAGAAGCCAAACUUCGCCAACUCCUUGAUGGUGAACAAAUCGGCGACAGGACUCCAUCACAGUUCCUAAGAAACCUCAAAGCACUCGCACCGAGUGUUGACGAAGCCGUAGUAAAAACAAAAUGGCUAUCUGGCUUACCCGAACAAACAUGCGCACUCCUCACAGCGCAAAAAGACGCUACCCUUGAUGAUCAAGCGCAAAUGGCCGACAAGCUGCACGAAAUCAUGCAAGGCCAUGUCGCCGCAACACAGGCGGUUUCCACUUCGACGCAGUCUCAACUGGAGCAGCAGAUCAGCGCGCUAACGCUACAGGUCGAGGCCCUGUCAAAGCAGCUGAAUGAACGACGAGGAAGGGGGACCUCUCGCAACCGCCAGCGCAACAAGCAACGCAGCCCGUCAGGAAAACGUCAACCAGAGUCAUUAGAGACGGAUAGUGACUCUACGACAUCUUCACGCCGUCUAUUCGUCAAUGACCGAGUCAAUGGAACACAACAUCUCGUGGACACUGGCUCGGAUCUCUCAGUCUAUCCACGCGGCUUGCUGAAGAAGACCUCAUACACGCCAAUUGGAUACCAAUUGUACGCAGCGAAAGGUUCGACCAUCCAAAAUUAUGGAUUGGUCAACCUAGCACCGGAUCUCGGACUUAAUCGAGAUUUCACUUGGCGAUUCAUCGUCGCUGACGUAACCAAGCCGCUCAUCAGGGCUGAUUUCCUGAGUCAUUUUGACUUAACCGUCGACCUCAAACGCAAACGUUUGCGUGAUGGCAUUACCGAGAACUACCCCAGCAACUUCUAUGAAUACAGCAUCGUUCUCUUCAAUCAAAGCAAUCGAAGGCAAUUCAGUCUACAUUAUGCUACUUCGCGAUUACGAGGACAUCACUCACCCAGACACAACGUAUUCCCGGACUAA